This is a messenger RNA of Paramuricea clavata, 11320 nucleotides long. Lineage: Eukaryota; Metazoa; Cnidaria; Anthozoa; Malacalcyonacea; Plexauridae. The record is from the annotation of a GenBank genome assembly.
AUGAUAUUCGCUUCUAAACCAGUAUCUGUUGUCUGUGGAGUGGAUUUGGGGAUUCCUGGCGGCACUGGAAGUUAUGACAGAUUAGAAUCAUUUCUUUUACCUGUCACACAAUGGGGAAAACAGUACAUCUUAACAACGGUCGGAUCAACGAACAAAAAACAAGGAGAUAUUUUCCGAAUUUUUGCCUUUGAAAAUAGUACGGUUGUCCACAGUGCAUACUGGAUCAAAGUUUUGUUAUCCGGCACUUAUACUGAAUUGAUAUUAGGCGAAAAUCUUACAUCGUUUGUGAACUGCAAUAAACCUUGUCAAGUGGUACAAUACAUAAGGGGGGAAACAAUUGGCUCGAAAAAGGCGGACACUUCGAUGAUUGUCCUUCCUUCGAUUAAACAGUUUAAAUCAUACUAUCGUGUUCUUUGUAGUCAUAUUUCAGGUUUUUACAGUUCUGCAACAAUUACGAUUGAGGAACGUUUAACCAACGGUUUGUUUCUAAAUGGAGUUAAAAUGAGUUAUCUAAAUUGGAUUAAAAUUUCGGGGACAAAAUAUGUUUGGACAGUGGUUGGUAUGCCUGGAACAAAACUUGCUACCUUCUAUCAUUCUUCGCGUGAUGGUAACUUUGGACUGCUGGUGUAUGGCUGGAAUGGCGAUAAUUCGUAUGCUUACCCCGGCGGAUUCACAUUCCAACACUACAGUACCGGUAAGUAAUUGUCACAGACUUCGGAAGCUUAUACCAUCCUAACUUGUUCAGCGUUUAAAUAUAUAACGUUCACGUUUACGGCCUAAAAAUAUGUUGCAUUCUUAACAAAUUUAACAAAAUCCUGUGUGAACUGAUUUGAAACAAAUUAUUAUCGACAACGAAAUUCUAUUUAAAACAUUAUUAUUAUUUAUUUAUUAUUAUUUAUUAUAAAAUUACAUGCUCCCGAAAGGGCUUUUCAGCAUACAAUUACAAUAAAAAGACUAAAAUAUGCUAUUAUAUACAUGCGGUUAAAAAUGGUAGAUAGGUACAAUGUUCAAUUAUUUAAAAUGUAUUUCUUUACUUCAGAUUUAAAGUGUUUUGAUAUUUCUCAAUGAUUUGAUUGAAUCAGGCAGGCUGUUCCAAUGUUUGGUCGCGCGGUAAUGAAAAGUUUUUUGGCCAUAGUUUGUAUUUGAUUUUGGAAUUUCUAGAUCUUUACUGGACCUGGUAGAAUAAUUGUGGAUGGUAUCUCGCAGGUAGAAUUUCUCGCUCAGGUACGGCGGUGAAAGAUCGUUCAUGCACUUGUAUGUUUGUACAAUGUCUUUGUAUACAAGUGUUUGGUCAACCGUCAUCCAUUUCAAUUCUCUUAAGAUGGGUGUAAUGUGGUCAAACUUUCGUGUGUUCGAAAUAACACGAGCUGCGAAAUUUUGGACUAACUGGAGUUUCUUUACAUUUUUGCUGUUGUGUUUGCCCAUACGGACGAACAAUAGAACAACCUUGUCAAAACCAAUGCUUGAACCACUGAACACAACGUUUCCUGAUCCAGGAGAUGACGAAUCCUACGGAUUUGGCAUAACUUGGCCAUGCAUUUAGAAACCAACAGACUGAUAUGUUCAUCGAAUUUCAUAUAUGCAUCUAACGUGACUCCCCAGUCUUUGGCAGAAAAAACAGGGAAUAGCGUUUUGCCUACAAAACUCAGCGAGAACUCUUCAGUAAAUGGUUUUAACAAAGCUGGUGAUCCGAAUAACAUGAAUUUUGUCUUUUCUGGAUUUGUUAAAAGUGAGUUUGUACAACACCGGCUUGUUAUUCUAGUUAGAUCUUCUUCUAGUUUGGCCUUCGCUUCCGAUUUAUCCUGCACUGAAAAGGACAAAAAGAUUUUACUAUCGUCGACGAACGAUCUGAGGCCACUGUUUACCACUGCGGUUGGAAGGUCAUUUGUAUAAAUGCUGAAGAGAAGGGGGGAAAGAAUCGAUCCUUGGAAAACACCAUGUGUGAUAUGAAGUGGCGUCGACUUGCUUGAGCCAAUUUUCACGUAUUGAGAUCUACCAGUGAGAUAGCUGCGAAACCACUUUGUGGCUGAUUCAGACAAACCGAUGUCCGCUAAUUUCCUCAACAAAACUUCGUGGCUUAAACUGUCGAAAGCUUUAGACAUGUCUAUAUCAAAAUCAAGGCCGUCACCUUUUUCUGAUCCAUUGCCUGCAGUAUUUGGUCAGUUAUGAGAAUGUUCAAUGUUUCGGUUGAGUGGCUCUUCUUAUUACCGCUUUGAUGGGUGGAAAGACUUUCGUUUUUUUGUAAAAAAUCAGUUAAUUGGUUUAAUGCCACCUUUUCGCAUAUUUUUGAUGCAAUCGUUAACAUGGAGAGAGGACGGUUAUUGGAUGCAACGUCACGGUCACCUUCUUUUAAGAGUGGUAUGACUUCAGCAAGUUUCCAAACAUUAGGGUAUGUGGAGGACAUCAGGGACCUAUUGAUAAUAUUAGUUAAUGGCAUUAGGAUAGUUGGUAGUGAAUCUUUUAUCACUCGCAUGUGGACGAUGUCCGGCCCAGGAGAUUUGUUAGUAGGCAUGGACAAUAUAAUCCUUUUAACUAUAUUGCUUGUAGUUGGUUGGAAAUUAAAUCUGAGGUGAUGGUUAAUAGGGCGCCUGCGGGCAGCAUACGGUUGUAUAUUGUAUUUCUGUACCAAUUGUUUGACUGUAUGCGAAGUGGAUUCUCCAACUUUAGAGAAAUACAAAUUAAACUCUUCUGCCAAAAGAAAAACUCUUCUUUUAAACUUAAACUCUAAAAAUUAAACUCUUCUGUCUUUAGAAAAAAUAUGAUCUGGACUUUCUCUUGAAGGCAAGUAUUGAUUUAUCACCUUUCAUAUCGCCCCGGGUUUUCCUUCACAGUUUUGUAAUUGAUUGCGAGCGUAGGAUUUCUCAGCUUCUUUCAACAUGGAUUUGGCAGCAUUACUGGCAUUCUUGAAAAGUGACCAAUCAUCAAGGCAUCUGGUUUGACGAAAAAUUCGAUGCAGGUGAUCACGCUUUUUCAUGACUUGUUUUAUUUCGUCGUUGACAAAGGGUGUGGAACGAUUUCUUAUUCUAAUUUCCUUUAUGGGGGCAUGGUUGUUCAGAAUGGAAGAAAAGGCAUUAUUAAAAGUACCCAGGUGGUCGUUAAUUUCGGGAAAGAUGUUGUGGAGAUUCGAAAAGUAACCGGUUAAUUGUGCCAAGUCAGCCUCAUAUGUAGACGAAUUAUAAUUUCGGUAGCUUCUAGCAAUGACAGAACAACUUGGUGGUUUUGGGAGCUUGAGUGUUAAGAUCAUGAAUACUGGGAGAUGGUCGCUUAUUGACUUGUUCAUAACGCCACUGGUCUUUACGAGUGUAGGUGAAGACACUAGGAUAACGUCUACAAGCGAUCUAGAACUAUCCGUUACCCUGGUCGGUGAUUUAAUGAUUUGUUACAAAUUCAAUUCAGGUUUUUUUUAAAGUUCUGCCUUCAUGGCUGUUGUUCAACACGUUACAGUUUAGAUCUCCCAACACGAAAAUCGGAUGACCCAUUAAGAGUGCCUCAGUAUACGAAGGUUUAAACGAGUUUUCGAAACAGCUUAAGGGACAGUCUAUAUAUUGCGCAUAUCACAAAUGACUUUAGCUUUUUCAUAUUGUAGUCGUAACCAAAGUUGAUGGAGGCCGUCGUCUGAAAUGCUGGAGAUGUUUUUAAUUUGAUGGCAUUUUAUGUCUGGGCGGGUGUAGACACAAACGCCUCCGCCGACUUUGUGUGGGCGAUCAGGUCGAUACAAGUUGUAGCCUUCGAUUUUAACCUCAGCAUUUGUGAUUUGCGGAUUUAACCAUGUUUCAGAAACUGCUAAAAUGUCCGGUUUAUCCUCCUGGCAUAAUUGUUUGAUAUGUUGGAAAAGCAUGUACGUGGACGACCACAUAAGCAGAAAAAAGACGGUGGAACAAGCCAAGCAGCUGAAAGAGAAAGCAGAAAAGAUUUUCAGUGAUGCAACAUUUACAUUGCAUAAAUGGCAUUCGAAUGAACUGGAACUAGACGAAUCACUCAUUACCGCAGCGGACGAAGUGACGUACACAAAGCAACAAUUGGGAGCAUUGUAGUUUACUAGCACUUCCGCGGAACAAAUCCUCUGACACCAUCAGUGUUACCAUUCCCGCCGAGUCAGCAAAAUCAACUAAACGAGGAAAUUUACAGAAACUUGCGAGAAUCUAUGACCCUUUGGGUCUAGUGUCACCACAAACCCUUCAAGGAAAGUUUAUCUACCGUGAGAUAUGUCAGAAGAAGAUCGGAUGGGACGUAGAGAUCGAUAGUGAAGUGAAGAAGAAACUAGUACGUUGGGAACGAGAGCUACCAAACCAAGUCACGACAGAGAGAUUGUUAGUGAAGUUCCGCGAGAACAUUGAUUCAAUAGAACUGCAUGCUUUUGGGGAUGCAGGUAGCCAAGGCGUCCCAACUGCUGUGUACGCAAUUGUCCGUCCGUCAACCAUCAGGUGUUAGCCAAGGACUAGUGGCUGCAAAGUCGAGAUUGUCAAAGCAAGGCCUCACCAUACUUCGCCUGGAGCUGGUGUCUGACCAUAUGGCUGCUAACCUUGUCAGUAACGUGGAAAAAGCUUUGGACGGAUUUCCGAUCACUGUAAUACAAGGCUGGCUCGACAGCACAGUCGCACUUCAGUGGAUCAACGGCGGCGGAGAAUAUAAACAAUUUUUUGCAAAUCGAAUCCAGAUCAUAAAAUCAAACACCCGAAUUCAAUGGCGUCACGUACCAUCCGAGCAUAACCCAGCAGAUCUAGGAAGUAGAGGUGGUUCGGUGGCGAACAAGAAAUUUUGGUGGAAUGGUCCAGAAUGGCUAGACACUCCUGAAAGUUGGCCUGAACAUAUCACCCCUUCGCCGACCAAAGAAAGCAAUGCCGAAGCGAAGGUCGUCAAGCAAGUACUCGCAGUAUCCUUAGAGGACACUAACAAGCUAGACGAAGUGCUCGAGAAACAUGACCUAUGGAAAGCCUUGAGAAUCUCUGCAUGGGUAGCAAGAUUUGCUUUCAACUGCCGCCAACACAAGGAGAAACUCCGAGGUCCACUUACGACUAACGAUCGAGUACGAAGAAGAGCGGUUAACCCUGAAUCUACAACCAAACGAAUUCGGUGCGGUUGGUCUGUCGAGGACGAAUUCAAGGAAGCUAUCCCGUGUUUCUGCCCGACACAGAUCCUUUCACAGUUAAGUUGGUAGAGCAAGCCCACAUGCGCACCCUCCAUGGGGCAGUGGGCUUGACCAUGGCUCACAUCCGAGAGAAGUACUGGAUUCCGAGACUUCGCAGACUUGCUCGGAAAGCGAUCAAAGGAUGCUAUGGUUGCCGGAGAUUCCAAGCAAAAGCCCUGGAACAACCCUCAUCUGGUGUGCUCCCACGUGACAGAACAGAAGGAAGUCGCCCAUUCCAAACAUUAGGAGUAGACUUUGCGGGGCCAUUGAAGUACAAGAAACGAAACAAGUCCCAAGUCCGUAGGAAAAUCGUACAUCGUGUUAUACGCCUGCAGUUUGAGAAGAGCAGUCUACAUCGACCUACUUGCUAGCUUAUCAACGGAUGAGUUCAUCAGGGGCCUGAAAGGAUUCAUCGUGAGAGACAUAACCAGUGAGAGACAUAACCAGUCUCACGGUACAAAGUCAGUGAAAUUAAAGAUCGGGGAUGUGGUUAUAAUAAAGUCGGACGAGAAGAAUCGAGAGCAAAAUGGCAAUUGGGAAUUCCAGAUGAGCUUUUCAAGGGACGUGACGGCGUGGUGAGAGCAGUAAGACUUCGAGCAGGAAAGAAUUUCUUGGAAAUGCCACCCAUUCAUUUGUAUCCCUUGGAACUAUCCUGUGAAAAGAAAGAGAAAAAGAAUCAAGAACCCUUGAAUCCAGACGUUCCACCAUUCAGACCAAAACGAGAUGCAGCAGUAGCAGCAAGACAACGGAUUCAGGAAGUAGCGACCGUUGAGAACUAAUAGGUAUAUCAGAAGACCCAUAUAAUCAUGAGAACAGUAGUCUCCUAAAAUACAUAUAUCUCGACUAGCGAGCUAUAUGGGGGAGUGUGUCGGAGACUUUCAAUUAUAGUAUAUAGACCAGAGUACAUUUAAUCUUAGAAUAUAGAUAAUUUUUAUUAUUAUCAUUAUUAUUAUUUUUAAGAAUAUUCACCAUUGCAUAAAUUUGAAUUGCGGUGAAUUUACAACUAAGUAUUUAAUUACUAUAUUAACAAUAAUAAGGAUUAAAGAGUUAAAAUAUAUUAAAACGUUACCGUGUACUUCUAUAAAAUCUGUAUUUAAAUGUUGCUACUGUCAUUAAAAAUAGCCACAGUGCUCGAAAACAAGCUGCGGCGGUCAUAUAGUUAUUAGUUUAAAUAUAUAGUUAUGAACACACUGUACGUGCAAAAGGGAAAUGAAACUGCAGUGUAAUGGACUAGGUUACCUUAGAGGUAGUGAAUGCUGCCUUUUUGUCAGAUUGCGGCAGAGCCCCCAAAUGUCCCCACAGUCACUUUUUGUAGGGCUAUAUAUGCCACCUCAAAUAAUGUUUACACUUUUUGAGUUGUUUUAUUCUUAUUACAUAAUAUUACGUCAUAAUUUGUGAAUAAACUUCAUGUAAAUAUUAAAAAUGGCAAAACUAAAAAUGAGGAUACCACGUUAAUAUGCUCUUUUGAUGAAACAAACACAAUUAUUAAGUACUAGUUAAAACAUGAGCAGCCGAUCUAAAUUCAUAUAUGUACUCACCGCUUAGCCAAAAAAACAUUCUGUAUUUCAUAUCGAGAAAAAAAACACACUUAAAUAUCUUCUAAACUCUUCAGAAUUUGCUCAGAGUCAAUGUGAGUAAAAUACUCAUGCUGAAAGUUUCGUUCGAAUACGGCAAGUAAAAAUUUUUAUUUUGAAUUUUUCAAAAUAUCAGGUUUUUACUCGCACGCACGCGCCCGUGCAUAAAGAGUAUCGAAUAGCAUGCAGAAUCGAUUCCGGUUUAUCCAGACCCCUAUGGUAUAAGCAGCGCUUUGUUAGUUUGUUUUGAUGUACGUUUCACAGGCCGCGCUAAAAAUAUAAAUAUUCUGUAAAUACCGAAAUCUGAACACACAAGCUUGAAAAUAACACUUUACGACACUCUAAAUAGUGUUUUGGAUUCUGGUUCGAAUAAGACUAUUACGAAAAAGAUAUGUUCAAAGGGGCCGAAGUUAUGUUCGGCGAAAUGUAUGGCUUUGGCUAGUUACAUUGUUCGAAUAUAAGAAAUAUGAUACCGCUUGACCUCUCAAAGGUCAUAAAUAGCUAUAAAUAUUGUGGACAUUUGAUUAAAACUAUCGUCUAGUGUAGAAAUUAGGAGAUUUUGUUUCACUGAAUCGAAUGGUAGUAUUUUUGUCUUCAUAGCAUACACCAAACCGAAGAUAUGAACCUUGCAAAGUCAUAGAGUUGAGAGAUAUCAGAUAAAGUUGAUUCACGCAUAGCAUUGUGGAUCUAUCUAAUAUUUGACCACAAUGCAAUGCGCUAAGGCAAAAUUUAAAAUAUUCCCAACUACAUCAGUUAGGUGUGCUGCCUUGCUCGCUCGCUGAAGGUUCGCUCGCUGCGGCAGCAACUAGAAGUUUCGUAUCCAACGCAAGAGAUAAACAAACGUCACUAUGCAACCGCAUUGUCAGGGCGCAGUCGAAACUAUAGGAUCAAAUCGCGAUGACUUUUGCAUAUUUCCCGCAAGGAAACUUCGUCACAUAACCGCAUACUUAGACUUCGUCAUAUAACCACAAUAAAUUCUUAUUAUUUUACUAUAAGUAUAGCCUGUGUAUGUUUGUUAGACACAUUAGAACUUCAGUUUACUGGAGAGUUAACAUCGAUUGUGAUGCAGUGAAGUGAUGUCAUUGUGACCUGUGACCUUUAUUAAAGUUUCAAAAAUUUAACUUGAUUUCUGAAUUUGUGAGUUGUUGGGCAAAACAAGGGAGGCUAUCCCCAACAGCGCGUUGUCGUUAAAAAUGUUAAUGAAUUGUCUGUCAGUUCCCGUUUAUAAGCGUUUAACGUUUUCAUCACGAAGCGCAUGCAGUACAAUGUUUGGCCAAUAUUGGGAAAUCCCAUCAAAUUUAAACAUUUAAAUCGUGAAUUGGCGUAAAAAUGCCAUUCGUUGAUUUAUUUCGUUUUAAAAUAAUAUUCGACGGAUUAUAUGUCGCAAAAAAUUUCGGAAAAAUUUCGGGGAAAAAAAAUACGGGAAAAUAUUUCGAAAUAUCAACGGAAAAAGAUCCCAGAAUCCCGAGAAAAAUUGCCGGGAUUUUCUAAUCCCAAAAAUCUCCGUACGCUUUUUCAGAGUAAUUUACCCCUCGGAUCACGUAAAUGUCGCAAAGCUGGUCCAUAGUGAUAAAUCGACCGCAUAGGAAGAGCAUAGGAAUAGACGCCAAUCAAUGAUUGCUGUGAUCAUAAAAUCUUUGGAGAAAUGCAGUUUAGUGUACAUGCAAUCUAUUUGUAAAUGGCAAGACAUCAUUCAGAACAACUUGCUCAGCCCAUACACGCGCAUAUAGCUACAAUGGAAUGUCAUUUCUCAUUACGUUGAAUUCCCGGAAUGAAUAAUUGUUGGUAUCGAUUUUUAAAUUUAUAUUAGAUUCAUAAACAGAAAUCAAGAAAUCAGAAAUGUGAAUGUCUUCGUUCAGUUCGUUUCGAUUCUUUAUUUUUUUGUGAGAAGAUGCAUCUUUAAACCUCUCUUAAAAAUUUUACUCGGUAGAGCCGGCUUUCGAAAUACUGGUCAUUUCAAUUCAUGAAAACACACAGAAUUUUAUAAAGCAAGUGCAUGUUAUGCUAGCAAAAUGUAUAUAUAUAUAUAUAUAUUCUGACUAGGCUGAAGAGCAAUUAACGAGGUCCGAUAUUUAAAUGGGGUGCCAUCAUCUACGCCGGAAUUUCCGGCGUCUCUUAUAUAUAUAUUGGGUGCAUGCCAGUUUAUAUUGCGCGAGUACUAAACUACUUCACUAGAGUUACCUAAGCUAAGAUUAUUUUUUAAAUCUUUUCCUUGUAUUAGAAGACGACAAAACAAAUCAAAUGGCACCUUUCAAUUGGACUUUCAGAGGUGAGAUCAAAGUUUUUGUUUCACAAAACGUGACGUUUAAAAAUCCAUUCACCAUUAAAACCUCCCUCACAUCGAGUUACCUUGUCUCCAGUUCAAUAUCGCGUAAUACACAAUUUCAGAUACUGCUAUAAACAAAUGGCGAUUUACUCGCCAUUUAUCCUAUAGCGUUCGCCCAAAGAGAAUUAGGGUAACGUAACUCUUUAUUUCCUAUUUAAAGUGUGUCGUAAUGAAAAAUUAGACUAACUUUACCGACGUGGCAAUUAGCAAAUGUAUAUAACACGCAAAACUGGCUAUAAACCCAUUGCACUGACGUCACAAAUCCUUAGAGUGUCCUCCAGAUGCUCCCUAACAAUAUCUGUUCAGCCGGUACAACAACCACAUACAGCGCAAAAAUUAACCAUUUUGAUACAAAUUUAUUAUAAAUUUUACAAAAUUUUCAGUUUGUUUACAAAAGUUAUAUUGCGCAUAGAUUGCUAAUUUGUCCUCCAGAUGCAUCGUCACCGGCGCUGUUACGUCAUGUGCAAUGGGUCUAUUCAACAAUUAUGCUAUCAAAUUUUGGUUCUCUAUCCCCUGCUCUCCUUUCUCACCAUUUCUCGUCAGCCUGUCUAUAUCUUCGCCUCCUAAAAGCAACACAUCAGGGAGGAAUCACUUUAUGUGUGCUUCCUGUAGUUGAACCAAUUAGGUAUUUACUAAUAUAUCACUUUGAUACUUAAAAUUAUAGUAAUGGUAUUGCUAGAAAAUGAUAUUCUAGGGAAUUCGGGCACUGCCCUUCUUCAGGCUGGUCAUGCCCAAAAAUAAUUUGUAGUCAUUUUGCCAAUCAAUAGGCUGCAGAAAGCAGUAACAAAACUCGGCGUAACGAUGCAAAAAAAACUACUUAAAAUUCCACAUAAUUUAUUGCAAGAAUUAAAUUUUUUCAAUUUGAUUUUUGUUUAGAUAAACUGACUAACUAUGGGAACAAGUUUGUCAUAGGAUUUACUUCCCAAUAUUCCCUGCGUACCUACGGUUACAUUGGAAUAGCAAUUGCAGCUCACUUCGAUACAAAUGUCACAAUUAUCACACAAUCAACUUCGAGCGUUCCGUUGAACGUCGCCAUCCAUAUGAAAGAAGGGGAUUUCUUGGAGUAUGGUCUGCCGCGCUCCCUGCGAAUGCAAGGAAUCCAAAAUAAUGGUAUUCAGGUUUCGUCAACAAUGAAUAUUUCGAUCGAGUGUUUCAAUUAUUAUACAGGUGGUGAUGGAUACCUAGCACUACCAACUGACGCACUAGGUGUAACAUAUGUUGUUGCAUCAUAUACACCAUACAAUAGCGUUGCAAGAGCUAAAAUUGGUAUAGUGUCAAUACAUGACGAAACAACCAUUUUAAUUCAACCAAUUAAGAAUGCCGUUAUUGAAAUUGGUGGAACCGCGUAUACUCACGCCGGCCCGAUCCAUGUUUUCUUGGGUAAACUGCAGUCCAUGCAAGUAACUAGUGAAUCGGAUUUAUCGGGGACAAUGAUAUUCGCUUCUAAACCAGUAUCUGUUGUCUGUGGAGUGGAUUUGGGGAUUCCUGGCGGCACUGGAAGUUAUGACAGAUUAGAAUCAUUUCUUUUACCUGUCACACAAUGGGGAAAACAGUACAUCUUAACAACGGUCGGAUCAACGAACAAAAAACAAGGAGAUAUUUUCCGAAUUUUUGCCUUUGAAAAUAGUACGGUUGUCCACAGUGCAUACUGGAUCAAAGUUUUGUUAUCCGGCACUUAUACUGAAUUGAUAUUAGGCGAAAAUCUUACAUCGUUUGUGAACUGCAAUAAACCUUGUCAAGUGGUACAAUACAUAAGGGGGGAAACAAUUGGCUCGAAAAAGGCGGACACUUCGAUGAUUGUCCUUCCUUCGAUUAAACAGUUUAAAUCAUACUAUCGUGUUCUUUGUAGUCAUAUUUCAGGUUUUUACAGUUCUGCAACAAUUACGAUUGAGGAACGUUUAACCAACGGUUUGUUUCUAAAUGGAGUUAAAAUGAGUUAUCUAAAUUGGAUUAAAAUUUCGGGGACAAAAUAUGUUUGGACAGUGGUUGGUAUGCCUGGAACAAAACUUGCUACCUUCUAUCAUUCUUCGCGUGAUGGUAACUUUGGACUGCUGGUGUAUGGCUGGAAUGGCGAUAAUUCGUAUGCUUACCCCGGCGGAUUCACUUUCCAACACUACAGUACCGGUAAGUAAUUGUCACAGACUUCGGAAGCUUAUACCAUCCUAACUUGUUCAGCGUUUAAAUAUAUAAAGUUCACGUUUACGGCCUAAAAAUAUGUUGCAUUCUUAACAAAUUUAACAAAAUCCUGUGUGAACUGAUUUGAAACAAAUUAUUAUCGAUAACGAAAUUCUA